Messenger RNA from Populus trichocarpa (black cottonwood), 949 nucleotides. Its product is annotated as probable 3-beta-hydroxysteroid-Delta(8),Delta(7)-isomerase. Gene Ontology annotation, biological process: sterol biosynthetic process. The transcript is spliced from 4 exons. Gene Ontology annotation, molecular function: C-8 sterol isomerase activity; cholestenol delta-isomerase activity; steroid Delta-isomerase activity. Bases 105 to 767 code for a protein of 220 amino acids. Lineage: Eukaryota; Viridiplantae; Streptophyta; Magnoliopsida; Malpighiales; Salicaceae. Gene Ontology annotation, cellular component: endoplasmic reticulum; membrane. The record is from RefSeq and is a predicted model, not a curated record.
CCCACUCGUAGAAGUUCCAAAACCACAGGAGACUUAGGAGCGACAAAGAAGACUUCAGCUUCACCAAACUAAACUGUAAGAGAGGCUGAGGCAAAGAAGCGAAAAUGGAGGGGCAGCCGCAUCCAUACGCACCAAGAGAUCUGAAACUGCCUGGCUAUGUACCUAAUUUCCUCACUCAAUCCACCAUUGUCGGCGUCUAUUUACUCACCUCCCUUCUUGUCGUCUCUCUCAUCUGGAUCCUCUCUGGAAGGUCUCGUAAGAUAACAAAAAUGAAUAGGUUGCUCAUGUGCUGGUGGGCUUUCACUGGUCUCACACACUUGAUUCUCGAGGGUUAUUUUGCUUUCUCUCCAGAAUUUUACAAGGACAAGACUGCUCAUUAUCUGGCUGAAGUUUGGAAAGAAUAUAGCAAAGGUGAUUCAAGAUAUGCAGCAAGGGAUGCUGCAACAGUUACUGUUGAAGGAUUGACUGCUGUUCUCGAGGGACCAGCUAGCCUCCUGGCAGUGUAUGCUAUUGCUUCAGGAAAAUCGUACAGCUACAUACUUCAGUUUGCUGUUUGUUUGGGACAGCUCUAUGGAACAGCUGUGUAUUUCUUAACUGCCUACUUGGAAGGUGAUCAUUUUGCUACCAGUCCGUACCACUAUUACGUAUACUAUAUUGGUGCAAAUGCCUCCUGGGUUGUAAUUCCCUCGCUCAUCGCUAUGCGUUGUUGGAAAAAGAUUUGCUCAGCAGUCCAAGUUCAUGGCCAGAAAAGGACCAAAACUCGUUGAGGUUGAUACAGACCAUCUCAUUUCAAGACCUGGUUAGAUAAAGAUGAGAUUUUAUUGCGCAUUUAUUUCAUAUUGUUGUUAGUUUAUGCACACAAAUGUGUAAUCUUGAAACCAGUUAAACUAUGGAAAUCAGCAACAUAGACCUCCAAAUUUCAAGCAACAAUAAUUGUUUGCACAGAGAA